Molecule: messenger RNA, 2300 nt
Organism: Carcharodon carcharias (great white shark)
Lineage: Eukaryota; Metazoa; Chordata; Chondrichthyes; Lamniformes; Lamnidae
Gene: rela
Product: v-rel avian reticuloendotheliosis viral oncogene homolog A
Exons: 11
Coding region: 193-2085 (630 amino acids)
Biological process (GO): cellular response to stress; inflammatory response; regulation of transcription by RNA polymerase II
Cellular component (GO): cytoplasm
Molecular function (GO): DNA-binding transcription factor activity, RNA polymerase II-specific; RNA polymerase II cis-regulatory region sequence-specific DNA binding
Source: RefSeq, a predicted model, not a curated record
AUACAUAACAGGAGAAAUUGACGCGGGGUGUUUGGGAUCCUCUUUCAAAACCGCCCCCCUCCCUCCUCCUUCCCUCUCCCAAUCUGUUGUAAAUUCAGAGAUCUCAUCCCUUCCCUCCAUUCUCCGUCCCUUCCCCCUCCCCCCACCCCGGAUACCUGGAGCCCCCACUAUCCUCAUCCUGUCUGGAAUCAAAUGGAAGGUUUUCAGAUAGGACUGACACAAUGGAACCCCCCUGUCAGUACAGCGACCCCCUACAUCCGGAUAUUGGAACAGCCCAAACAACGGGGGAUGCGCUUCCGGUACAAGUGUGAGGGGCGGUCGGCAGGUAGCAUCCCUGGAGAAAAGAGCACUGACAGCACGAGGACCUAUCCAGCCAUUGAGAUUGUGAAUUACCUCGGCCCAGCCAGGAUCCGAAUCUGUCUCGUCACCAAGAAGGAGCCUUAUAAGCCCCACCCCCACGACCUAGUGGGGAAAGAUUGCAAGGAUGGAUACUAUGAGGCUGAUCUACCUGCGAGGAGCAUCCACAGCUUCCAGAACCUUGGCAUUCAAUGUGUGAAGAAGCGUGAGGUGAGCCUGGCCAUCCAGAGUCGGAUCAGCAAGAAUGUCAACCCCUUCAACAUUUCACGAGAGGAGCUGCUGAACGAGACAGAGGAGGAUCUGAACGUAGUCCGGCUUUGUUUCCAAGUCUUCCUUCCCAAUGAGGUUGGAACCUGCAACGUACCUCUUCUGCCUGUCGUGUCCAACCCAAUCUAUGACAACCGAGCUCCAAACACGGCGGAGCUGAAGAUCUGCCGGGUGAACAAGAACUCUGGGAGCUGUAAAGGUGGAGAGGAGAUCUUCCUGCUCUGUGACAAGGUUCAGAAAGAAGAUAUCGAGGUGCGGUUCUUCACCUCCAGUUGGGAAGGGAAGGGGUCCUUCUCCCAGGCUGACGUCCACCGGCAGGUGGCUAUCGUGUUCAAGACGCCGCCCUACAAGGACAUCACGCUGAGCCAGCCCGUCACGGUCCACAUGCAGCUGCGUCGCCCCUCCGACAAGGAAGUCAGUGACGCCAUGGAGUUCCAGUACCUCCCGGACGACAAAGAUCCCUACGGCACCCAGGAGAAACGUCGCAAAACACGCCUCGACUUUAUGACCAUGCUUCAUAAAUGUAACAUGCAGGGGGUGCCCCCAGCCCAGAGACCCAUCGCCACGCCCCAUCGAGCUGGCAGCGACAGCAGAGGGGCCAACGCCAAGAUGUUCGAGAAGCUGGAGCACAGAGGCGGGAGUGCUCCGGAUAUCCUGGGAGGGACCAUGCCGGCCAGCCACGGUUAUCAGCCUCUUGACCGUUUUCAUACGGGCGCCUGCCACCCCCAGGUGCCUGUGUCUGCCCCCGUCCCGUCAGUGGCUGCCCCCAUCCCCCAGACGUACAACUAUUUGCCCCCGGUGGUGACAGACACCCGGGGAGGGCAGCUGGUGAGCCCCUUCGCCUUCACUAGCAAGGCUCCAGACGUUGCCAACGUGCCCAACGCCUUCUCCACCAUCGACGUGACCGAACUGUUUGGCAGCUCCUUCCAGCUAGGGCAGAACGGGGGAGGGGACGGGGCGGGAGGGGGAGGGGGGGUGGCGGCCACGGCCUCCGUCCCCUGCAUUGCCAAACCAGAGCUGUACCUGGGCGAGGGGCCCAGCUCAAUGGAUCAGUUCCUGGGCGAGGGCACCAUGAUGGGGCAGGAGGGUGAGUGUGUCAGCCUGGGCUCCAUCGAUAACAUGGAGUUCCGGGAGAUGCUCAAGCAGGAUGUGUCAAACAUACAACUGCAGCCACAUUCGAACCCCCUGAGGCCCUCGCUGCCGGACUUCAGCUUGGAUGGGCUGUCCAGCAGCAUGCCGACCACCACGCUGAUGAGCUACUCGCCGGACAUCCUGAAGCUCAUGGCCAGCAGUCAGGAGGAUGAGAAACCGGAUCCCGGUGAAGCAGCGCUCAAUGGGGACCUGGAACCCGCCGCUUUCCUGCCGGACCCCUCUGAUGAGGAUCACUUAAUGUCCCUCUUUUCGCAAAGCUUUGAGCUGAUGAACUCUUCCGAGAUAAACAAGAUCUACGAGACACAAUAGGAAGUAAAUUCUCCGACUCCCGAUCCCUGCUCUGCUGUGUUGUUAAAUCCGUGCCUCCAUUUGGAAGUUCUCAUCAUAGUCUUCAGUUCCUUACCCUAGCCCCUCCUUCCCUCCCCUGCCCCGUCCUUCCUCCCUACCCCCUCCCUACCUACCCCUUCCCCUUCCCUCUCCCUCCCCUUCUCUCUCUCUCUCUCUCCCGUUCUCUCUCUCCCUCC